Messenger RNA from Phycodurus eques (leafy seadragon), 2097 nucleotides. RefSeq names its product calcium/calmodulin-dependent protein kinase kinase 1, alpha a (gene camkk1a). Gene Ontology annotation, molecular function: ATP binding; protein kinase activity. Bases 214 to 1824 code for a protein of 536 amino acids. NCBI's taxonomy places the organism in Eukaryota, Metazoa, Chordata, Actinopteri, Syngnathiformes, Syngnathidae. The transcript is spliced from 18 exons. The record is from RefSeq and is a predicted model, not a curated record. Gene Ontology annotation, biological process: protein phosphorylation; activation of protein kinase activity; CAMKK-AMPK signaling cascade.
GGGCGACCGGACGAACGUUUGGCGUGUGCGCGCUGACGGACACGUCCGACGGGGACACCCCGUUGAUAAGAGGAGCUUCGGCGCUUAUUUGGUUCCUGUAACACCCAGAACGCUGCAAACGCCAGCUGGUCCAGUUCAUAUUGAUGCUGGUGGAGGCUCAAUUAUACUCUUCCCACCAACUCCGCCUGUGCCAAGCCCACCUCUCCUCCUGCCAUGGCGAUGAGCAGUGAGCCUGGCAUCGAGAGGCUGGAGUCCAGUUCUGAAGAACAGAGCACCAGUCUCACAGACAUGCUGGCCGCCAUGUCCACGGAAGAUCUGGGUGGUUCUGUGAGGAAUGGACGUGCAAAACUGGACAGGGAUCAGCCCAAAAGGACUCAACCAUCACGUCCUCAGUUGUCUGGGAGGAAGUUCUCUCUACAGGAGAGAGGCACUUACCUCUCCUCCGGAGGGGGCGACACACACGUCUCCCCUCGGGUGGCUCGAAGGCCCACGGUGGAGUCGAAACGUGUGUCCAUAUCAGACUCUCAGGAUUGUAUCCAGUUGAACCAGUAUAAGUUGAAGAGUGAAAUUGGAAAGGGUUCCUAUGGUGUGGUCAAACUUGCAUACAAUGAGGAUGACGACAAACAUUAUGCCAUGAAAGUGGUAUCCAAGAAGAAGUUAAUGAAGCAGUGUGGUUUUCCACGUCGUCCACCCCCAAGAGGACCCAAAGCAGUCCAAGGAGAGCAGUCCAAAUUCUUGGGACCACUGGAAAGAGUCUACCAAGAGAUUGCCAUCCUCAAAAAACUUGAUCAUGUCAACAUUGUUAAACUAGUGGAGGUGCUGGAUGAUCCUUCAGAGGAUAACCUUCACAUGGUAUUCGAGCUGAUGCGUAAAGGGCCAGUGAUGGAAGUCCCCACAGACAAUCCCUUGUCAGGGGAGCAGGCAAGGUUAUACUUCCGAGACGUCAUCCUUGGCAUAGAGUACUACUCACCUGGUGUGGGUCGUGACCGAAAGAACAAGAUCCGGAUACAAGAUACUCCUCCGCAGUGUGUCCGGGCUCUUCCUUCGAGAACGGUGCACUACCAGAAAAUUGUACACCGGGACAUCAAGCCUUCGAAUUUGUUACUGGGGGACGACGGCCAUGUAAAGAUUGCAGAUUUUGGAGUGAGCAACCAGUUUGAGGGCAAAGACGCUUUGCUGUCCGGCACAGCUGGUACUCCUGCAUUCAUGGCGCCCGAGACCUUGUCAGACAAACGCAAGAGCUUCAGUGGAAAAGCACUGGAUGUUUGGGCCAUGGGAGUCACUCUCUACUGUUUCAUCUUUGGAAAGUGCCCAUUCAUAGACGAGUACAUAUUGGCUUUGCACAAUAAGAUAAGGACGAAACCUGUGGAUUUCCCAGAAAUACCAAAAAUGAACGAGGAGUUGCGGACUCUGAUCUUGCGAAUGUUGGACAAGAACCCAGACUCCCGAAUCACCAUCUCUGAGAUCAAGGUGGACCAAUGGGUGACUCGGGGGGGCACUGACCCCCUGCCUCUGGAGGAGGAGCACUGCUCUGUGGUGGAGGUGACAGAAGAAGACAUCAAGAACUCGGUCAAGUUUGUUCCCAGCCUUUCUGCUGUGAUCUUGGUAAAAGCCAUGUUGAGGAAACGCUCCUUCAGCAAUCCAUUUGAGUGCCCGAGUCGGAGGGAGGAGAGGUCUAUGUCUGCACCCAGCAGCCUCCUCAUGGACUCUUGGCCUUGCCGGCCAGCUUUAAAACUGCACCCAUCACUCAGAAAGAGCAGCACAGGUGACGGACCCAGGGAAGGAGAGCUCGAGGACCUGCGUGAAGAUGAACCCACCUCUUGAGUCUUAAUGAUGCUUGUUUUAGUUCAACUUCUUUUCCCCUCCUUCUGCUUCAACCAUUGCGCGCUUGUCACUUCAUGUUCUACACAGCAAACGGGCAUGGGAAUUCAAUUUUUGCUUUUUUAUACUCGGGCUCGCUUUUGUUUGCACUUCGCGUUGGCCUCAGAGUAACGCUAUUCCACUCAUUUCCUCUUUGUAUGUUGGUCUGUUCUGGGGAAAGGACCAGGACUUCGAGUUUGAACACCAUGUUGGACUGGAGGUUUUUUUUUUGGUUUU